This is a messenger RNA of Belonocnema kinseyi, 792 nucleotides long. RefSeq names its product circumsporozoite protein-like. The transcript is spliced from 4 exons. NCBI's taxonomy places the organism in Eukaryota, Metazoa, Arthropoda, Insecta, Hymenoptera, Cynipidae. Bases 1 to 792 code for a protein of 263 amino acids. The record is from RefSeq and is a predicted model, not a curated record.
AUGGCUAGUAGAUCUUGUAAAGAUGACGGGGGAAUAAAGAACGGAAUCGUACGGAGGAUAAAGAAGAAGGGGGUGAAGAAAGAGAAGUUGGAAAAGAAGGAGUUGAAGAAAGAGAAGCUAGAAAAUGAAGAGGGAUAUGACGAGGAAAAGAGGGGGGCAAACCCAGCAGCUGGUGGGUCUGGGCCGACGGCGAGAGGAAGCUCACAGAAUUCGUCACAAAAUCCGCUCCCAAAUCCCCCACUAAAGCCGCCAGUAAAUCCGCCUCUAAAUCCGCACACAAAUCCCCCAGCAAAUCCGACCCCAAAUUCCCUACCAAAUCCGCUCCCGAAUCCCUUACCAAAUCCGCCAGUAGGUCCGCCAGUAGGUCCGCCAGUAAAUCCGCUACCAAAUGCACAGCCAAAUACGCCACCAAAUCCUGAACACCCUGGAUCCGCCAUCAGUUCUUUCCUUCUGGAGCAGCUCAAAGAGCAAAAAGAUGCGGUGCUGCUACUCCAGAAGGAACUUCAGACGCUAAAAGAGCAAAGAAAGAGAGAACAGCAGAGUUGGGCCAACGAGAGGAGGAAGCUGCAAACUCAAAUACGAAAUCAUGCUCAACAAAUCACGCAGGCCCAGACCCAGACCCAUUACUGGCAACAGCCACCUUACUUCUCGGCUCCACAGGUGGCACCAAGCCAACAUUACUUUCCGUUGCCGCCAGUACCACAAGCUCUUGCCGAAUCUAACCAACAGGUUGUUUCAUUAUUAAAGAAACUCGUCAAGACCCGUAACGCUGGUAAUCGGUGCGGGCAGUAA